AUGGGGCAACGCCAGGUGCAGGCAGUGUUUUUUGAUCUGGACAACACGCUUGUUGACACGGCCGGGGCGAGCAGGAGAGGCAUGUUGGAGGUGAUAAAGCUCUUAAAAUCAAAAUAUGAUUACAAAGAAGCAGCCGAGAUCAUCUGUGACAAAGUUCAAGUUAAACUCAGCAAGGAAGGUUUUUAUCCUUUCAAUACAUGCAUUACUGAACUAAGAACUUCAUUCUGGGAAGAAGCAAUCCAGGAAACAAAAGGUGGUGCAGCCAAUAGGAAAUUGGCUGAAGAAUGCUAUUUCCUAUGGAAAUCUACCCGUUUACAGCAUUUGACCUUGGAAGAAGAUGUCAAAACUAUGCUUACUGAACUUCGAAAGGAGGUCCGCCUGCUUCUGUUAACCAACGGAGACAGGCAGACCCAGAGGGAAAAGAUUGAGGCUUGUGCCUGUGAGUCCUAUUUUGAUGCUGUUGUUGUAGGUGGAGAACAAAAAGAGGAGAAACCAUGCUCUUCCAUAUUUUACUAUUGCUGUCAUCUCCUUGGAGUACAACCCGAAGACUGUGUGAUGGUUGGUGACACGCUAGAAACCGAUAUACAAGGCGGCCUCAACGCAGGACUGAAAGCAACAGUUUGGAUAAAUAAAAACGGAACAGUGCCACAAAAGUCAUCCCCUGUGCCCCAUUAUAUAGUUUCUUCUGUGUUAGACUUGCCUGCUGUCUUACAAAGUAUAUACUGUAAAGUCACUUUAUCAGUUUAA
Elephantulus edwardii (Cape elephant shrew) is the source of this 747-nucleotide messenger RNA. RefSeq names its product N-acylneuraminate-9-phosphatase-like. The coding region runs from base 1 to 747 and encodes 248 amino acids. The transcript has 2 exons. NCBI's taxonomy places the organism in Eukaryota, Metazoa, Chordata, Mammalia, Macroscelidea, Macroscelididae. The record is from RefSeq and is a predicted model, not a curated record. Gene Ontology annotation, molecular function: hydrolase activity.